UACUGAAAAAAAGAAUUUUUUUGAUCAAUCCUAAAAGUUAAACGACUAGUAACGUGUCAUUAGGAACAGAAAUCUCUCUCUCUCUCUCUCUCUGAUUCCUUUGCUCCCAAGCUUCUUCCUUUUUUUUCAUUUCUUCUAUAAUUCUUGCUUCACUUCUCGUUUUUUUCACUAAAAAGUACGUACUGUUCUGCCACGGUCUUGCUUGCACCACAACUACUUUCAAGUUUCAUCUCACGAGGUUGUUCCUGUGUGCGUCACCAUUCGUGUAUCGGCCAUUCCAAGUGAUCAAUCCAGUUCAUAUUGUUGUUUGUUCUCAGUGAAGGUUUGCAUGAUUUGUGAAAAUGUCCCCUGACUUGGAGAUAAAGAGCCAAUUGGAGAAUAUAAACGCCCCUGCAUUUUCGGAACUAAAUGUUCUUGAGCCUAGGGAAAACGGUGAGGCUGAUGAUUGUGCCCGGGAAAUGAUGUCAAUUGAACAAACUCCUCUGUGUAAGGGAGAUAAGGAUGUAGAAGUUAAUAUCACUGAGUGCAAAAAUUCUGGCAAAGCUUUGAUGGUGUUAGAUUUCGGUGAGGAUGAUGUCACUGAGAGUGCCAGCUCCUUUGGUGAUACAGGUUCAGGCUCGGAGAAUGCUGUAACUGCUUCCUACGGUGAUCCAGAAGUUGAAUCACAAAUGUCUUCUGACAGUGCAUUCUCAUCAAUGUGUGAUGAUUGGCAUGAAUCAGUCCGACGAAGAAAGAAAAGAACAACAGAUCAUUGGAAGAGGUUCAUAAGCCCGAUUACGUGGCGCUGUAAGUGGAUUGAGUUGAAACUGAGGUCACUUCACUCUCAAGAACGUAAAUAUGAAAAAGAGCUUGCGGCACUCAAUUAUACAAAGCAGCUUGAUUUUUCACACUUAACAUUAGAUGGUUCCGGCAUCAAAUCGGUACCUAUUUCUGGUCGGAUGCAUAGGAAUAAAAUUAUGAAGAGGAAAAAAAGAGUAAGAGUUGAAGAGAAAUGUGAUUUAGCAUCACACAUGUCUAACCAUACUUUAUUCUCCUACUAUGAGAAAGCAAAUUGUAAUGUUGAGGUUGGUUUGGGAGAUAGUCACAAAGUUGCAAUAGGUGCUGAAAUUGAAAAUUUGGUAGAGUUCAAGUCUUCUGUUGAUUUGCGGUAUUCUCAGGAUUAUUAUGAUAAUGACAAGUCCUGGAAUGACAUCAUUCAAAAGAUUAUAGAAAUACAGUCUCGAGUUCAAAAUUUGAAAAAUAGAUAUGAGAAGGUGAUCGGUGAAAAUCCAGGAAAAUUUUGUUCUGUAAAUCAAUUGAGCAUGCUUGGACCGUCUGAUGGACAUAAUCAUUCUGAUUUAAAGCCUGACUCUUUUGCUGGAAAUGCAUCAUCGGGUGAUCACAGGAUAGCUCCGCGGGAAGAUAACAAGGAUGAAGAUCUUACACAAUAUCAGGUAGCCAAGGAAGAAUUGCAUGAGGAUGAUGUGCAUAAUGUCAAUGUGAAUUAUACUUUGAGAUCAUGUUCUGCAUUGAAGAAAUCUGGUAUAAAGAGGUCAAGGACAUCGCAUUAAGUGAAUCUGAUUAGAGUUCGCACAGAUUAAGGAACUGAUAAUUCUACAAACAUGUCGGAAACUGCUUAGGAGGGAAUGUAUAUAUGCUGGUCUAUUAACAUCAUGUACAAUGUGUAAAUUCUGGUCGUGUGUUCCACUCUUUUGCAACAUGCAAUUAUUUUAGUUGUACAUGAUGUUAAUAUGGCACCAUGCUCUAUUCUUUAGCCAUAAAAAAAAUAUUUCUUGUUAGAACUAUUGCACUAUACCUUCUUUGCCUUUGAGAUGUUUCAAAAUGAAGGUUUUUGCUCAUUCAAAUAAUUACUAAUGUUUGCACAUCUCAAAAAUAUUGAUUUUGCACAAAAGUGUUGAUUAGUGUAAGGGAGAUAUGGUAAAAUGCAGAUACCACUCUAUUCUAAUUGCCAUUGUAACAUUAUCAACACUAUUCUAAUGCAUUAUUCACAUGCCAAAGCGAAUUGUGAACCGU
Messenger RNA from Medicago truncatula (barrel medic), 2013 nucleotides. RefSeq lists its product as uncharacterized. The record is from RefSeq and is a predicted model, not a curated record. NCBI's taxonomy places the organism in Eukaryota, Viridiplantae, Streptophyta, Magnoliopsida, Fabales, Fabaceae. Bases 342 to 1550 code for a protein of 402 amino acids. The transcript is spliced from 8 exons.